AUGAAUUCCUUGGAGGAUGCUGGGUUUGAGUUGGUUGGGCAAGAUCAAAACGAGGCAAAUUCAUUGCAUCUUGAUUUAUCUCCACUUGGAAUUCCAGGAGGACCAAGGUAAGUCUCUCAGAUUUUAUUUUGAAAAUUUUGAACAAGAAAAUUAUUUUAAGCCCAAUAAUUUUCAGCUUCGAAGCUCUUGUUCCUGAUAAUGUUGAAGUCAAAUCUGAAAACUCAAGUUCAGUAUCGAACUUGGAAAAUUUGAGAUUAGAAGAAACUGAGAAAGUUUUGAAGAAUUCUAUAGUUUAUGUCGAAGAACUCAAAAAACGAAUUGAAAUUCAGAAUUUGAGAAUUGAGGAGAUGAAAAUGGAGAUAGAGGAAGUUGAAAAAUCAAAAGCUGAAGAAAUUCGGAAACUUUUGGAAGAUCAGAGAAAGGAGUUUGAGAAACGGAGGGAAGAUUUCGAAGCUGCAAAACUGAGAGAAAUUCAAAAGUUAUUGGAAGAUCAGAAAAAAAUGUUGGGGAACUCGCAAAAUCAAAGAGAAGACUUUGAGAAACAAAUGCAAGAACUUGAAAGAUCAAAAUCAGAAGAAAUCCAGAAGUUAUUGCAAAAUCAAAAAGAGGAUUUGGAAAAACAAAUGGAAGGAUUUGAAGUUUCGAAAAAAAUUAUUAAGUUGGAACUGGAAAAACAAUUGGAAGAUCAGAAAGAAGAUUAUGAGAAACGAUUACAUAAAUUUGCAAUUUUGAAAGCUGAUGAAAUGCGGAGAGUUUUGGAAGAUAAGAAAAAGGAAUUAGAAAAAGCGCAGAAAUUGUUGAAAAAUCAAAACGAAGCCUUUGAGAAACAGAUUCAAGAGUUUGAAGUUUCUAAAAAUUUGGAAAAGAUGAACAUUGAAAAACAAAUUCAAAAUUUGGAAAAGUUACUGGAAAAUGAGCGAGAAAGUUUUGAGAAACAAAUGCAAGAAUUUGAAAUUUUAAAAAAUGAAGAAACCCAGGAAUUAUUAGAAGAUCAGCGUAAACAAUUUGAAAUUUCGAAAACCUCGCAGAACGUCCACGUGGAAAAACUAUUAAAAUCCUCUCAAGACGCCAAAUCCGAAUUCAAUGCAAAGUUGAGAGAAUCUGAAGAAAUUGUCCAAAAUCUUAAAUCUCAAUUGGAUGCCACAAAUCGAUGUGCUCAAAUUUGGAAACGAAAUUCGGAUAAAUAUGAUGAAUUGAGCCAGGAAAAUGUGAUUUUGAGGUGGGUUUUCAAGUUUCUACAGUACCUGUUCGCUAGGAUACAGUACCCCUUGCAGUCUUAGAGCUACAGUAAUCCUUGCAGUUCGAAACAUUUUUUUCAGAGAAAAACUGGAUUAUGAAAUCGCAAAAAGCAUCAAUUUGACCAAUUCAGUCUCGAAAUUGCAAAAUAAGGUUUUUUCAUUUUUUUCUUAACUUUUGCUGCUUUUGUUUUGCAAAAUGUCCAAUUUUUUCAGCUGGAAAAUCUGAGAUUGGAGUCCAGGAAUCAGCAACAAAUUCUACACGUUUUGCAUGAGGUUUGAAUAAAUUUUUAGAGAUCUUUAGAAACUAGCCCCAAUUUUUUGCAGGAUCAAAAAGAAGGAACUCGCCAAAUCGCAGAAAUCCAGCAAAAUGUUCAUGAAAUUGUUGAUAAUUUGAAUUUUGUCUGA
This is a messenger RNA of Caenorhabditis angaria, 1643 nucleotides long. The record is from the annotation of a GenBank genome assembly. Lineage: Eukaryota; Metazoa; Nematoda; Chromadorea; Rhabditida; Rhabditidae.